UUUCCCCCCCUUCCAGUCCGGACACUUUCCCCCCCUUCCAGUCCGGACACUUUCCCCCCCCCUUCCAGUCCGGACACUUUCCCCCCUUUCCAGGUCCGGACACUUUCCCCCCCUUCCAGUCCGGACACUUUCCCCCCCCCUUCCAGUCCGGACACUUUCCCCCCCUUCCAGUCCGGACACUUUCCCCCCCCCUUCCAGUCCGGACACUCCCCCCCCCCCUUCCAGUCCGGACACUUUCCCCCCCCUUCCAGUCCGGACACUUUCCCCCCUUCCAGUCCGGACACACUUUCCCCCCCUUCCAGUCCGGACACUUUCACCCCCUUCCAGUCUGGGACACUUUCCCCCCCCUUCCAGUCCGGACACUUUCCCCCCCUUCCAGUCCGGACACUUUCCCCUCUUCCAGUCCGGACACUUUCCCCGCCUUGCAGUCCGGACACUUUCACCCCCUUCCAGUCCGGACACUUUCCCCCCCUUCCAGUCCGGACACUUUCUCCACCCCUUCCAGUCCGGACACUUUCUCCAACCCCUUCCAGUCCGGACACUUUCCCCCCUAUCCAGUCCGGACACUUUCCCCUCCUUCCAGCCGGACACUUUCCCCCCUUCCAAAUCCGGGACACUUCCCCCCCUUCCAGUCCAGGCCAAUUUUCAGCUUUC
Molecule: messenger RNA, 654 nt
Organism: Staurois parvus
Lineage: Eukaryota; Metazoa; Chordata; Amphibia; Anura; Ranidae
Source: the annotation of a GenBank genome assembly